Messenger RNA from Lagopus leucura (white-tailed ptarmigan), 1549 nucleotides. Its product is annotated as aquaporin-7-like. Gene Ontology annotation, biological process: glycerol transmembrane transport; water transport. Bases 1 to 1095 code for a protein of 364 amino acids. Gene Ontology annotation, molecular function: urea transmembrane transporter activity; water channel activity; glycerol channel activity. The record is from RefSeq and is a predicted model, not a curated record. The transcript has 8 exons. Gene Ontology annotation, cellular component: basolateral plasma membrane; plasma membrane. Lineage: Eukaryota; Metazoa; Chordata; Aves; Galliformes; Phasianidae.
AUGGCGUGGGAGGUGGAUGCUACAUGGAAGGCCAUGGAGACUGAUGUCCUGGAGGCUUCCACCAGAAGUAGGGACAAAAAGUCCUUACAGCUAAAACGAGACAAGUCAGGUCAUGAAAGGGAAGAGGUGGUGUUCAUACUGGUAGGGGGCUUUUUGAUGACCCUAGAGCCCCUUGCCAGCCCCACAGCUGUGCUGUCUCAACAGGACCUUCUGUACAGCUGCAGGCUGGAUCCAGAGAGAAAAAUGCUGGAGAAGAUUCAGAAGAUGCUGACAAUCCAUAGCAGCUCUGUCAGGGAGCUGCUGGCAGAAGCACUGGGGAUGUACGUGCUGAUGGUCUUGGGCUUAUCCUGUGUGGCACAAGUGGUAUUAGGAAAAGGAGAAUUCGGGCAGUACCUGAGCAUCAAUUUGGGAUUUGGCAUUGGGGUCACCAUGGGGAUCCAUGCAGCUGGAGGCAUCUCUGGAGCUCAUCUGAAUGCUGCCAUCACACUCACACAUUGCAUUUUUGGAAACCUUCCCUGGAGAAAGCUUCCAGCUUAUCUGCUUGGCCAGUUCCUGGGCUCCUUUCUGGGAGCAGCCACUGUCUUUGGACUCUACUACGAAGCGCUGUAUGACUAUACCAAGGGGAAUUUUACAGUGACAGGACCAACUGGCACAGCAUCGAUCUUCUCCACUUACCCUUCUCCCUAUAUGUCCUUAUCCGGGAGCUUUUUCUCAGAGUUUAUGGCGACGGUGAUGUUGUUCUUGGGCAUUUUGGUCAUCCAUGAUGAGAAAAAUAAUGGAGCCCUGAAAGGCACACAGGCUCUGCUCACGGGUAUCCUGGUUCUGGGCAUCGGUAUGGGGAUGGGAAUGAACACAGGCUACGCCAUAAACCCCUCCCGAGACCUGCCGCCGAGAAUCUUCACAGCAAUUGCUGGCUGGGGAAUGGAUGUCUUCACGGCUGGAAAUUAUUGGUGGUGGGUGCCACUCGUAGCUCCGACACUGGGAAGUCUUGCUGGCGGUUUAAUCUACAAACUCUUAAUUGAUAUUCACAAUCAACCUGUCCUGGAGCAUGGAAAUGAAAAAGGACAGACAAUCAUUGAAAGUGCCACAUUGUGAUGGCCAUCCUGACAGCAAAUCCUGGGUGGACAUGUGCAUUGACAGCUGAAGACUAAUCAAGUGGGUAAGGGAACGUGCAAUGGCAUUGCUGAAGUGCAUGCUUUUCUCACCUUGCAAGUGAAUAAAUGAGAGAGUAGCUUAAUAUAAAUCUGUUCUGCUUAACCAGACAAACAGGGUCUCUACGACACUGGGCAGACCUGAGAAGGUCAAGACCUGUUUAUGAACUGAAGAAAUUAUUCAAUCUUUCUGAGUAAAAAUCUGCUCCCAAAAAUCACAUUCUGGAAAUGCAAAAGUCCAGUCGCCUGUAAGUUAGUUGCAAUCACAUGUAAGAUUCAACAUGGCUGGAAUAAAAAUCAGUCAAAUGAAAAUCAGGGAAUACCUACACUGUUGCAGAAACAAAGAAGUUUUGAUCUGGAAUACUCUGCUAAAAAAUUGUAGCUAUUACACUGAUGAA